AUGAGCAACAGAUGUUCCACGGUUGAACCAGGAGUUUCCGGCUGUUGCUGUAGCGAUGACGGUUGCCUCACACCAAGAAAGUCUCCUGACAACCCACUCACAUGUUACGUCGGUAUCCUGGCACCAAAGGCCGGAGUCAACGUCGGAGCUGAGGUCCGUUGUACUGGAAUGUGCUCCUCGUUGCACGCCACAGUAAACGGCGACUCUGUCACCACCUUCCAGUGUGUACCCACCAGUAUUUGCAAGUCUUUCGCCGCCGACAAUGGCUGCUCAUCCAUCAAGGGUGAUCGUGAAGUAACUGGGUGCUGUUGUGACACCUCCAACGGAUGUAACGCUGCUCCAUACAAUCUCACCGUCCCAACUCCACCACCUCGACCAGAGUUCCCGAUUCUCGUGCUGGUCUGCUUCCAAUCGUGCAGUGGCGAAUGCGCCUCUCUGACUCUCGGAACCAACUUCCAAGGAGUAAAUCACACCGCUACCAUGUACACGUGCGACCCAGCAGCUGUGUGCAAAUCACUUGGAAUUGCCAAUAACUGUACCGAUAUCGAACCAGGAGUUUCCACCUGCUGUUGUAACACCGACGCCUGUCUAACGCAAGAAAGACCUGGAAAGCCAUUGCUAUGCUACGUCGGUCUUAUUGCUCAAAAAGCUGGUGUAAACGUUGGAGCUGAGGUUGUCUGCAAUGGAAUGUGCUCUUCACUUCAUGGACUCGUGAACGGAGACAACGUCACGACAUUCCAAUGUGUCUCAAGCCAAGUCUGCAAGACCUUCCUGACCGGUGAAGGAUGCGCAUCGCUUCAAGGAGAUCGUGAAAUCACUGGAUGCUGUUGUGAUGGACGUGACAGCUGCAACUUCUACAUGCAGAAUAGAACCGAUGUAAUCAUGCCUACUCCAAGCCCAAUUGUAGAGUUCCCCAUUUCAUGUUGGUCUGGAGUUUAUGUGAACGGAAAUCCAAUAAGUUCUGUUGGGUUCCAAUCCUGUAAUGGACAAUGCGCUUCCAUCACACUGAACACCACCGUUGCUGGAGUCUUCCACACCGCUUCGAUGUACAUGUGUGACCCGGUGGCUGUUUGCCGAGCGCUGAACAUGACCAACAGAUGCAACGUCAUCGAGCCAGGAGUUGGCGGAUGUUGCUGUAAUACUGACGCCUGUAUUUAUCCACCAAGGAACAGAAAUCCUGGAAAUCCACUCUUCUGCUACGUUGGAUUGUAUGCCCCGAAAGCAGGAGUCAAUGUUGGAGGAGAGGUAUUCUGCGAUGGUCAAUGCUCCAGUCUUAGUGCAAUAGUCAACGGAGACACUGUCACCACAUUCCAAUGCUCUCCAUUGGAUGUGUGCAAGAGUCUCGAAAUAGACAACUCAUGCAGAUCCCUACCAGGAGACAACCAAGUCACUGCUUGUUGCUGUGAUAGCGCCAGGAAUUGUAACAUAGCUAACUACGCUAUGAUUAUUCCACCUCCACCGUCACCACCUGAAGAGCCACUUUCCUGCUGGAGUGGUAUUUACGUCGAUGGAAUGCCCGUCACCAACGCUGGAUUCGCGACCUGCUUUGGAGAAUGUGCUUCGCUCACCAUGCAAACCACUCUCAACAGUGUACAGCACAACGCGACCAUCUACAUGUGCGAUCCAACCGCCGUCUGUCAAGCUUUGAACAUGAGCAACACCUGCACAACUGUAGAGCAAGGACUCACUGGAUGCUGCUGUAAUACUGACGCUUGUGUAGCACCGUGGAGAAGUCCAACGGAUCGACUGUACUGUUACGUUGGAAUGUAUGCUCCUAAGGCCGGUAUCAAUACUGGAGCUGAGGUACUGUAUCAGAGGAUUUGA
Cooperia oncophora is the source of this 1824-nucleotide messenger RNA. NCBI's taxonomy places the organism in Eukaryota, Metazoa, Nematoda, Chromadorea, Rhabditida, Trichostrongylidae. The record is from the annotation of a GenBank genome assembly.